AGCUCAUGAAAAAAGGCGAAGUUGCCUUCAAUUGUCUGACCGCACGUCAUGGAAAGAGUUACUUUGUUGCCGCUCGCAAAGGAAUAAACUCCAAGAAAUAGCAGCGGCUCGUGGCGUGUGCUGAUACUUCGUGGGCGCAGAUUGUUUUUGGCCGUUUUCUGCUUUGUUGCUUUUGCUGAAUCCAAAAAGGAUCGACUGGAGAUGCGCAGGAACCUGUUUACAAGGAACACGCAGCAAGUUUCAGUGUGAGGGAAUGCGGCUUUUAAAAAUGCACAGGGAUACCAUUACUCAUCCAUCUGUUUUUCCUUCACGCCGGGCCACUUUGUCUUGCAAGUAGUCCCAUCACGGAUGGUUUUAAAGCUCUGUAAUGAGACACAAUUGUACAAUAAGUUAACAGCGAGGCUGGAGCCCACUUUGAGAGGAUUUUAAAACGGCCGUCGGCGCUUUUGCAGGAGCUCUUCGGUGAAAACACUUUUAGUUUUGAACCUGUUGUGUUUGUGAUGAGAAAGGAGGCACGGGGUCCUUCUGUAUUGAGAGGCCUAUUGUGUUACAGAUCUUUUGUAGCUUAAAGUUCUUGUUAGACCUGCUAGUAUAAUGCAAUAAUAGAUCAACAGCCUCAAUGGGCUGAGUAUACUAAUUGUUACCCUAGGCCUGUUUCAGACUUUUUAUUUUUGGCAGAUAGAAGUAAUAGUUUUAUGUAACUUUUGACAAACUCUGUGUUUAUUUAGUGUCAGAUCAUUAAAUUUACAUAGGUCAUAUUGUGCUGUGGCACACACGAUCGAACAGCUGCGAUGCCAUUUGAUAUGAGUUUAAAUAUUACAGUGAGCUAGUGUCAAAUGUUUCCAAUGUGGCAUGCACCGAGACAGCAGCAUCUAUAUAAUCUAAGCACUAUGUGCAUGUAGAAUUCUCUGGUUUCGCAGCCACGGGAGUAAUCAAAGAUGUCAGUGAAAGCCAAAGCCCUCUAUACUUUUUUAAGCGAAAACAAUGGGGAGAUUAGCAUCCAGGAGAAUGAGGAACUGAUUAUCUUUGACGAGAACUCAGUGGACGGCUGGUUUCAGGGGGAGAACAGCCGAGGGGAGAGGGGUAUCUUCCCUGCAUCUUAUGUGGAAAUUAUACGCAGUCGCUCCAACUCUAAUGUGACCGACUGCUCCAUAAGCCCAGCGGGCUCUUUAGGAAAGGACUUCUCCACUCCAAACACCUCGCUCCAUUAUCCACAGAAUGAUUAUGAUGAUGACGAUUAUGACGACUGGGAUGACUGGGAUGACAGGUCCACUGUUGUGGAUGAUGCUGAUCACGCCAGGAAUCCUGGAGCCAAUGGACAUGCCCCUGAGAACCCGAUGACCAACAAUCCCAAUGUGCACUAUCGACCCAAGCCGGCAUCCAGACAAGAUAGCAUCACCAGUUCUAGGAAGGGCAGUAUGGUGGGCAGGAACUUGAACAGAUUUUCCAGCUUUGUCCGCUCAGGGGUAGAGGCAUUUGUGUUGGGUGAUGUCCCCAUGAUGGCAAAGAUAGCUGAGACUUACUCCAUUGACAUGGGUCCCCUGGGGCCCCGGUGGAAGGAGAAUCCAAAGCCUUUCUCCUGCUCCAUUGAGGAUCCCACCAAACAGACAAAGUUCAAGGGCAUCAAGACCUACAUUUCGUACCGGGUGACACCAAGUCACACAGGGCGUCCCGUCUACAGACGUUACAAACACUUUGACUGGCUGUACAACCGCCUGCUUCACAAGUUCACUGUGAUUUCUGUGCCUCACCUGCCCGAGAAGCAGGCCACGGGGCGAUUCGAGGAAGACUUCAUUGAGAAGCGCAAGAGGCGACUGAUACUGUGGAUGAACCACAUGACCAGUCACCCAGUCCUUUCCCAGUAUGAAGGCUUUGAGCACUUUCUGAUGUGUGCCGAUGACAAGCAGUGGAAACUGGGCAAGAGAAGGGCGGAGAAGGACGAGAUGGUGGGAGCGCAUUUCAUGCUGACCCUUCAAAUUCCCAAAGAGCACCAAGACCUUCAGGACGUCGAGGAACGGGUCGACAACUUCAAGGCCUUUGCCAGGAAGAUGGACGACAGCGUGAUGCAGCUGACACACGUCGCCUCGGAGCUGGUGCGUAAACACCUGGGUGGAUUCAGGAAAGAGUUCCAGCGUCUUGGAAAUGCCUUCCAGUCUAUCAGCCACGCAUUCACGUUGGACCCUCCCUAUAGGUCAGAUGGACUCAACAAUGCCAUCUCUCAUACUGGCCGCACCUAUGAGAACAUUGGAGAGAUGUUUGCAGAGCAACCUAAGUAUGACCUCUUCCACAUGCUGGAUAAGUUGUCGCUCUAUCAAGGCCUGCUCGCCAACUUCCCCGACAUCAUUCAUCUACAGAAAGGUGCCUUUGCCAAGGUGAAGGAGAGCCAGCGGAUGAGUGACGAAGGGAAAAUGGACCAGGAAGAGGCUGACGGCAUUAGGAAACGCUGCCGGACUGUGGGCUUUGCCCUCCAAGCGGAAAUGAGCCACUUCCAUCAGCAACGAGAGGUGGACUUCAAAGACAUGAUGCAGGCCUACCUCAGGGAGCAGAUAGCCUUUUACCAGCGUGUUGUCCAGCAACUGGAGCGCACCCUGCGCAUGUACGACUGUCUGUAAAGACACCGAACUGCUUUCUGGGUCAGGAUGUCAAGAGAGAAAAGGAAAUGCACACACACAGAGGGAAAAAGAGGAAAGGGAGAUUCAAGUUUUGACUCUUUCAUCAAUGGUUCAGUUAAAAAAAACAAAACACUUGCAGAUGAAUGAAGCGUGGGUUACUGGAAAGACAUGCAAAGCCAGUCACUCUCUCACUUUGAUAGAUUCAAAGUUUUUGUUUUAUUAUUAUUAUUAUUUGUGUGUGUGUGUUUUUUUUUUCUUUUCUUUUUAAGACCUACUGUAUCUUUUAUUUCUGAAAUACACAGCACACAGCAUAUUGUUUAUUUGACAUAAUUUAAGGUGUUGGUUACAUUAAAGUAAGUGUAUAGGUUUCAUAUUCAUAGUGGAUCUAUAGUAGAAACGGGUUCUGUUUUUAAAGUCGUCCCUUUUCUCUUGAGUGUUGUGUAGCGUGGCCUCCACCGGUGAUUGAUUGAAGUCACAUCCAGUGUAAAAUGUUUAAACUUUUAACUGAACUUUCAACAACUUUCAUUAAACUAUCCAGAAUGUCCUCAUCAGUACUUCCUGGACAAAGAAGUGCACUGUACGCUCAAGAGGAAUAUGCCUUGUCGAUUGCUCGCGUGGCUCAGGCGUUUCAUACUUCACGUUAGUUACUUUGAAAAAAAAAAGAAAAAGACAAAUGGCUGUCUAAACUUUGCACCAUGUGAAAAAUGUACUGAUACCGUGUAAUUUCGUGAGUCCUUUUUUUUUUCUCUCCGUGACGUUUGUGCCUUUAAUGGGGACCGUUGUCUGUCGUCUGCAGUGUGGCUUGUGUUUUACGGGGCGAAUUGUUGGAAUGAGCUCAGUUACGAGACAAGUUUGCACAUGUUCUUUUUUUUAUUAUACUUUUAGGUCAUAGUCAUGCUGGGUGUGUUUGUGUUGUGUGGGUUAAGGAAUGUAACGCUGUGCAGAUCAAUUCCCUUGUCCUUGAUGGACAAAAAGAUGUUUCUUUAUAUGUAGCAGCAGGUGUAUCUGUAAGUUUCAUAUGAAAAGUGUUCAGGUAGUUUAAGUGGAGCAACUUGUAAUCAUAUAGUGAAAGCAAGACCACAUUCCUCCCAUUGUA
Oreochromis aureus is the source of this 3708-nucleotide messenger RNA. RefSeq names its product sorting nexin 33 (gene snx33). Gene Ontology annotation, biological process: protein transport; mitotic cell cycle; endosomal transport. Gene Ontology annotation, molecular function: protein binding; phosphatidylinositol binding. The record is from RefSeq and is a predicted model, not a curated record. The transcript is spliced from 2 exons. Bases 939 to 2612 code for a protein of 557 amino acids. Lineage: Eukaryota; Metazoa; Chordata; Actinopteri; Cichliformes; Cichlidae. Gene Ontology annotation, cellular component: cytoplasmic vesicle; plasma membrane.